Messenger RNA from Monopterus albus (swamp eel), 8321 nucleotides. It is a transcript of the gene rimbp2b, whose product is annotated as RIMS binding protein 2b. Gene Ontology annotation, biological process: neuromuscular synaptic transmission. The record is from RefSeq and is a predicted model, not a curated record. Gene Ontology annotation, molecular function: protein binding. Bases 58 to 4905 code for a protein of 1615 amino acids. NCBI's taxonomy places the organism in Eukaryota, Metazoa, Chordata, Actinopteri, Synbranchiformes, Synbranchidae. The transcript is spliced from 27 exons.
CCAGAGAGACUCGUAAAGACCAAAACCUGCCAUUUGUUACCUGCUACUUGUCUGGAUAUGAGGGAACUAGUCUUUAAGUCCUGCACCGUCUCUGUAUGGAAGAAGGAGACUGAGAUCACCACCAGAAGGAAGGAGUGUGAAGCAGAGGUGAAGAAAAAGAAUCAAACAUGUCAGACUUUGGAGAAUGAACGUCAAGAUUUCCUCCAGGAGAACAAGCGCUUGAACCUCCAGUUGUUCAACAGUAACCACAUUGCAUCUGAGUAUGAGAAGGUCAAGUCUGAGUAUGCCCAGCUCAAAGAGACCCUUGGUGCUGUGACGCAGGAGAGAGAUUUAGCCCUGUGGGAGAGGAAUCAGCUCCAAGGCAAACUGGAGAACCUAGAGCAGGUGCUCAAGCAUAUGCGUGAGGCUGCAGAGCGGAGGCAGCAGCUAGAGUUGGAGCAUGAGCAGGCCUUGGCUGUACUCAAUGCAAAGCAGCAGGAGAUUGACCUUCUUCAGAAGGCUCAGGUUGAGGCUAAAAAGGAACAUGAAGGUGCUGUCCAUCUGUUAGAGAACCACUUGGACAGCAUGCAGGCCAAAGUCCGUGAGCUGGAGGAAAAAUGUCGGAAUCAGAGUGAGCAGUUCAACCUCUUGUCAAAGGAGCUGGAGAAGUUCCGACUCCAGGCUGGGAAGUUUGACAUCCUCAGCACUGAACCAUUAACUGUAUGUGAAUCUCCUGGGUCACCCAACAAAUCCAUGUCCCAACUCCUUAAUGGACUGGCUGCCCCCAUAGGAAAAGGAAAUGAAGCUCCAACAAGCAGAUCUUUGAUUUCGGAGUUCAUUCGACCACUCCAAAUCAGCGGAGACAAGCCAGAGCUCCUCUCUGUCAAGCCAACAUUGUUCACUCGCAGUCGAGCCAGCAGCCCAGCACGGCCUUUCCUCUCUGAGAUGGACAAAGAGCUAAGUUCAACUACCAGGUCGAAACUGAGGUUCACGGGGAAGGUUCGUCUUUGUGUUGCUCGGUACAGUUACAACCCUUAUGAUGGGCCCAAUGAGCAUCCUGAGGCUGAGCUCCCCCUGGUGGCAGGGAAGUACCUCUAUGUUUACGGGACGAUGGAUGAGGACGGCUUUUACGAAGGAGAGCUGCUGGAUGGACAGCGGGGGCUGGUCCCUUCCAAUUUUGUGGAUUUUGUCCAAGAUGAAGAGGCACCCUCUGUCCAACACAGGGACACAGUGGCUAAAGAAUCUGGCUACCUCAACCACAGUAGUUUGGGACCUCAGCGAGUGGGGCUCAGCACAGCAGUGGGAACAGGCAUCAGCAGCCUGCUGUCUGACAGUAAACUAGACUGUCUAACCACCAGCAGCUUGGGUAUGGACCUCCUGGGAUCCUCCAGCAAUGGGGCAGGGACCUUGGAUGUCAGCAUUGACGAGGUCGGUGAAGACAUUGUGCCUUAUCCCCGCCGCAUCAACCUGAUUAAACAACUGGCCAAGAGUGUGAUUAUUGCCUGGGAUCCUCCUGUGGUCCCACCAGGCUGGGGCUCCAUCAGUGGCUACAAUGUCUCGGUGGAUAAGGAGGUGCGCAUGAGUGUCCCCUACGGGGGCAGGACAAAGACUCUCAUUGAAAAGCUCAAUCUGGCCACCAACACCUACCGUAUCUCAGUGCAGAGCAUUACAGAUCGGGGCCCAUCGGACGAGCUCCGGUGCACUCUGCUUGUGGGAAAGGAUGUGGUAGUGGCACCUUACUAUCUGCGGGUGGACAGUAUUACACAGGUCUCUGCUGAGCUCUCUUGGAUGCCCAGCAACAGCAACUACGGUCACACCAUCUUCCUCAGUGGUGCAGAGUACGACAUGGUCAGGGCGGGGGGCUAUAAAUACAAGUUCUUCAACCUGAAACCCAUGACAGUUUACAAGGUGAAAGUUGUGGCGCAGCCACAUCAGGUGCCUUGGCAGCUUCCAGUGGAUCAAAGGGAGAAGAGGGAGAUCUCUGUGGAGUUUUGCACUCAGCCUGCAGGGCCCCCUCUCCCUCCCCAGGAAGUACAGGUCCAGUGUGGUCAGACGCCUGGGGUCCUGCAGGUCAGAUGGAAGCCGCCGCCUCUGACGCCCUCAGGAACCUCCAAUGGGGCCUGUGUGAUUGGCUAUGCUGUGUGCACAAAGGGACAAAAGAUAGCAGAGGUCUUGUACCCCACAGCAGACUAUGUGACUGUAGACUUAAACAGGAUUCAGUGUCUGGAGGCCAGGGAAGUCAUUGUAAGGACGUUGUCAACACAAGGAGAGUCCCAAGACUCGCCCGUGGCCAUCAUCCCUCACAACCUCUUGGGCUCUCCACACCUCUCCCACCGAACUACUGCACUUCCUCAUGCUAUGCCUCUCCCACAGUCCCAUCCACUACACUCACAAACCCAUCCUCCUUACCCAUCAACAUACCCCCCGAAUCACCCUCAGCCCCAGGUGCAGCCUCUGCCUCGAGCCCAGUCCCACACACUGCCCCACGCACAGCCUCACUCGCAGCCCCUCCGCCACCCCUCUCCUCAUCACCAGCCUCAGUUCCAGCGCCACCCUGUACCCAAGUCCAAACUGUUAGUAAGUGCCAGAGAGCCUGAAACCAAAGAGCAUGAGGUGGGCCUGCGGCCAGCCCAGCCAUGGGAGCGCUCCCCCUCUCCGCUGCCUCUUAUGCAUGGAUCCAACCUGGAGCCACCACACUUCCAGCCACAGCGAUCGCCCUCUCCUCAGAGGAUCCUGCCGCAGCCUCAGGGAGUCCCCAUCCCCAACACCAUCGCGAAGGCCAUGGCCAGGGAAGCUGCUCAGAGAGUGUUUGCUGAGGGCAGUCGGGUUGAGAAAAGGAAUAUCUUUAGUGAACGAGGUGAUGUGUUGCAUCCGCUCAAUUCUGAUGAGGAGGAGGAUGGCUAUGACUCGCCUAAUGCCAGGAGGAGAGGCGCCUCAGUGGAUGAGUUCCUCAGAGGCUCAGAGUUGGGAAGACAGGACCAUCAUCACCACUACAGCCACAGUGAGGAAUACCACACAGAAAGCAGCCGAGGCUCGGACCUGUCAGACAUAAUGGAGGAGGACGAGGAAGAUCUUUACUCUGAAAUGCAACUAGAGGAGGGCCGCAGGCGUAGUAUCAGCUCUCACAACACUCUUAAGGCGUAUUACAAGCGUCAGGACUUAGCCGAGGAAAGAGACUGCUGGGACCUCCAGAGGGAGGUGGUGAAGCAGAGGUCGCUCCGCAGCAAACGUCUCCACAGCAUCCCUGAGGUGGCUGAGGAGGAGUCAGACAGCGUGGACAGCAUGGGCCAGCGCCUGUCCUUUGAAGAAGGUGGAAGGCCUGGAACCCCAGGCACACAGCGGAAGAUGUAUCCUCAGGACUCCCACAUGCACAACCAUCUCACCCCCAGCAAGACCUCCCGCCACCUGCAGCGCCAGCGCUCCUCUCCUCGUUUCACUGACAGCCGCUACUGCUACAAUGCAGAUGACCGCAUCCUGGGAUGGCCUAACCGCCAGAACACAAAAAGUCCUGAUAGUGGUUUAGACUGCGGCAGUGAGGAAGAAGGCUCUUUAGGCCGGGGUCAUCGAGGGUACUAUGCUCAUGGAAGCACCAUGCGGGGUCCUGUGCGCAUUAUCCACUGUGAAGGCCCAGUAGAAAGGCGGGCAUUGGCUAUGGGCCGUAAAAGAACUCUGACCCGCCAGUGCAGCGUGGAGGAGGAGUUUGCUGAUGUCCCAGUGACUCCAGCCAAGUCGGUACGCACAGGUGACUUUAGGAACAGGGAGCACUUUGGGCCUGGUCGAGAGGCGGGUCUACGAAGCUACUCCAGGGAAGUGGCCCUGAGCGAGGGCAGGCUGAACGAGCUGGACAGGGUCUAUUACAGCCCCCACAGGGAGGCUAGGGCCCAGUCUUUGUCCAGGCUCAACCGGGACCGGCCGCUGAUCAUUGGGAACUCACCAUCACAUGGAAGUGCCGAUCGACUGGACCACUCAGAGAGGAGGCCAGUUCACAUCGGCACCCCCCCUCAGCGACGACCCAUCCCAUCCAUUGAGAUCACCAUGGACAGUAACAGUGAGGGCAGUGAAGGGAACCUCUCACCCAUCAAGGAGGAUGUUUAUGGCAGUGUAGCUCGGCGCAGGAUAUGGCGAUCUAUGUCCUCAGAGGAUCAAUAUGACGGCUAUGGUGGGCGCAGGCACCGGCAGGGACGAUGCUCUCCAGAUUACUAUGAGGAAUCAGAGCCAGAGGAGCUGACCCGUGUCUUUGUGGCUUUGUUUGACUAUGACCCCAUGUCCAUGUCUCCCAAUCCUGAUGCCGCUGAUGAGGAGCUACCAUUCAAGGAGGGCCAAAUUAUUAAGGUGUUUGGAAAUAAAGACACAGAUGGCUUCUACAGGGCGGAGAUCCGAGACCGAGUAGGCCUGAUCCCCUGUAACAUGGUCUCUGAGAUCCAAACAGAAGAUGAUGAAAUGAUGGAACAGCUCCUCAAACAGGGCUUUCUACCACUCAACACCCCUGUGGAGAAGUUAGUGAACUGCGACCGUUUCAAAGAUGGCCGCUCUAUAAAUCGCAGAUCCAGAAAGUCCAAGAGAGAGAGGAACAGGCGCAGUGGGCGGCAACACCCGAUGUCAACAAGGAGAAUGGUCGCCCUGUAUGACUACGACCCCAGAGAGAGCUCCCCUAAUGUUGAUGUAGAGUAUGACAACAGACUGAAUGAGGAGGCUGAACUGACUUUCUGUGCUGGGGAUGUCAUCACAGUUUUUGGAGAAAUAGAUGAAGAUGGCUUUUACUAUGGUGAGCUCAACGGACACAAGGGACUUGUUCCUUCCAACUUUCUAGAAGAAGUGCCUGAUGAUGUAGAGGUUUUUCUCACUGACUCACCAUCUCGAUACCCCCAGGACACUCCAGCACGGAUAAAGACCAAAAGGAAGAAGAGUGUUCAUUUCACACCUUAAAGGCUCUGUUUCCGUCACGUAAGUGAGCAACUGAGGAUACCAAAAUUACAGUCCCCUCGUCUAAUGCAGAUGACAUGGGUUCCCUUAGUUUCUGGUACGCACCAUGUAUACUUCAUAUAAUAUUCCUUUAACAGUUUUAUGCCCUGAGAUACAGCUUUUAGGAAUCUUUGUUUAACCCAAACCACACAGUAUUGUUCAUUGAUAAGAGAUAGAAACCCUAGGCAAUGCAUCAGACAAGAAGCAUGGUAUCUUCAGUUGUUUCUCUGAGUGUUGUACCUGACAAUGUUCGUCUCCUGCAAUAAGUCUCCUGCUGUAACUCAUGGUAUGCUAAAAGGCCACUGUUGCACAAUUACCCCCAAUUAUUAAAAAGAAUAGUGAUGAUAACAUUUUCACUUCUUUCAGCCCAGUGUUACACACUGCAACCUAUAACAGAAAUGCAGACAACAGGCCAAUUCUAAGUAAAAACCUAAAGCAUAAAAGUUUUUUUUUUUUUUUUUUUAGUUUUUGAUUUGGUUUUGCAGUUUUUAUGUAAAUCUCAAGCCAAAUUUAGGACCCCUUGUCUUGUGUGUAAAGAAUAAUGUGAAAUGGUAAAAAUAGUUCUGAAAUAUAAAUAAACACAUUUUUGUCAAAUCAGUCAGCAUUUUCAAGUCAGUGCUAAUUUUGUGAGCUAAGAUCUAUCGAUUAGACCACCAAACAAUAUUUAUUGGUUUAAAGUGAGACUAUGCAUCUUCUGAGCAGCAACCACUGGUUACAAAUGACAGUUGUGGCAUAAUAGUAAAUGUCUACACUACUUUUUAUCAUUCAGCUAAAAUGCAUCAUGAGGUCAGUGAAUUUGUACAGCAUUAUUAACCUAAGGUUCGCUAUCAGGCUCUGUAAACUGCUGGUCAAAAGCCAUGGCUCAACAGAGACAUCCACAUAAAGAUGAAGGAAAGGAAAAUGGCCUUUAAAUUUGGAGAAGCUAUGCACUACAGCAAUCCAUUAAGGCAGCAAAGGAGGACCACUUCCAAAAGCUGAAUCAGUGUGAGCUUGGCACGAACACAAGAAGAAUGUGGCUGGGCAUUCAAGCAGUCAGUAACUGCAAAGGUAAGAAGGUCACGCUCACUGCUGACAAUAUGGACCCCACACUCCCAGACAAGUUAAAUGCAUUCUAUGCCCACUUUGACCAGAAAAAUCAUGACUCCCCCCAGAAAGCACCAUGCAGCAGCAAUGAGCGUGUCCUUCAGGUGACAGGCUGAGGUUUUCGGGACUUUUCAGCAAGUGAACCCCCAUAAAUCAGCUGUUCCGGAUGGAGCAUCACCCAAGAAUCUCAGAGCUUGUGCUGCUCAUUUAGCUGGAGUCAACACAGACAUAUUCAACACCUCCCUCACACAGGCAGUUGUGCCACAUCACUUCAGCAUCAUUGUGCUGGUUCCAAAGGGAUCUACUGCCAGCAAUGUGAGCAACUUUUGCCAAGUAGCACUCACCUCUGUAGCCAUGAAGUGCCUGGAAAAGCUAGUGCUGGAAUCCAUCAGCAACAUAAUGCCAGACACUACGAUUUGCAUACCAACCCAACAGGUCAGUGAACGACGCAGUAGCCCUGAUCAUACACUUUGCUCUACAACACCUUGACUCAAACAAGAACACCAAUGCACACCUUCUGUUUCUAGACUACAGCUCAGACUUUAAUACGGUCCGUCCCACUAAGUUUGUGUCUAAACUAACGGAACUCGGGCUAUCCACUUGCAGCUGCAACAGCAUACUGGACCCUUUGACAGAGACUGCACAUGGUGAGGGUGGGAACCAGAACAUCUGCUGAAGCCAGUGAGCACAGGAACCCCUCAAGGCUUCUGUCUGGGUGCAAAACUGUUCUCGUUGUACAACCAUGACUGCACAUCCUCCAUAGACAGUAACUUCAUAUUCAAAUUUGCAGAUGACAAAACCAUUUCAGGACACAUCAGCAACAACAACAACAAGACACCAUACAGGCAGCUGGUGGAGAACAUCAUCAGUUAUGGGCAAGAGAAUGAUUUGGUCCUGAACACUGGAAAGACCAAGGAGCUCAUUCUGCAGCUCUACUUCAUUUGGACUGAAAAAAGCCACACUGAGCCACUGACCCCUCACACAGGCCUAAAGCGGACUAAUAGAGAGCAUCCUGACAAGAGGGAUCACUGUGGUUUGGCAACACUACACAAAGGACAGGGGAAGCUCUCUAAUGUGUGGUGAAGACCACAGAGAGGAUCACUGGUUCAUCUCUUGAAUCAUUAUACUGUAACCGCUGCUGAUCCAAAGUACGAGCCAUCCUCAGAGACCCACAUCAUCCCAGUCACAUUUUCUUCAAAGCUGACAUGAGAUACACCCAACCCUAUUACCCAUCGCUGUCACAAAGACUCGCACAUUCUGGACACAUACUUAACAUACCACGGACAAAACAUCUACCUCUGGACCUCAAAUAAUUUCAUGAGAAACAACUCUGUGGAACAUAAGAGGUUGUAUGUACAGUACAAGGGGUUUAUGUAAAUUGACUGCAUUGUUGUUACCUCUUUGUUGUUUCUUCGUUAUCUUUUCUGUUAUGAUUGACUGAAUGAAGCUGCUCAAGAUUUACAACGCAAAGGUAUCAGGGCAAAUGGUAAUAAAGUUCAUCUUAUCUGGUCAUAUCAGGACUGUGGUUUCCUUCUUAGGAAUUCAGCUUUCAGUUCGAAAGUGGAAGACUGUUCUGCUGUUCUUGCAGAGGUUACAUAGUCUCACUUUACAUACAACAAAAACAUUAAAUUCAGGAAAAUGAUUUUCAUAUUUUCUAGUGGGUACAUUUUAUUCACACAUACUGCAUAUCUGCAAUGAAUCUUUAACCAUCUAUUUUUCCAAAGUGCAAUUUAAAGAAGCCUUUUAGCUCAUGAUUACAAAAAAGGAAUAGUGACUAGUAGUUUCUCUGUAACACAGUUGUAUUUGUACAGUAAAUAUUUAUAUUUAUAUAAGGAGGAGGAAAGUGAAUGUGAUAUAAAUGUGUCCCACUUGUCCCCUAAUGCAUCUGUUUUUGUGAGAACAACUGCCCUGCUGGGAGAUGUUUCACCUUACAUUAGCCAAUGUCAUCCUCAAAAUCUGCUGUAGCUUAUUCAUAGCUUCAUAAAUACACAAACAAAAACACUUUCUACAUGACAGAGGUGGGAGAGAGGCAGGGAGGAGGGAGGGAGUGUGUAUCUAUACCUGAGUGCACAUCCAGGGAGGUAGACUUCAGUGCUAUGGUGACCCUGCUGAGACAGAAAAGAGAAGGAGGGGAGUAGUGACUGAGGUGUGAGACACAUCUGGCUUUUUAACACCCUCAACUGUCCCUUACGGGUUUCCCAUUAGGUUCCACUGGAAAAAUCAAGUGUGCCCAGAAGAGCAGCUUCUCCCACAGUGCAUCCACUCAUCCCUGGUUCUGGCCCUGCCAACAUGGGGUC